This is a messenger RNA of Anguilla anguilla (European eel), 4264 nucleotides long. RefSeq names its product eph receptor A2 b (gene epha2b). NCBI's taxonomy places the organism in Eukaryota, Metazoa, Chordata, Actinopteri, Anguilliformes, Anguillidae. Gene Ontology annotation, molecular function: protein binding; transmembrane-ephrin receptor activity; ATP binding. The transcript is spliced from 17 exons. Gene Ontology annotation, cellular component: neuron projection; plasma membrane. The record is from RefSeq and is a predicted model, not a curated record. Bases 406 to 3309 code for a protein of 967 amino acids. Gene Ontology annotation, biological process: axon guidance; cell surface receptor protein tyrosine kinase signaling pathway; protein phosphorylation.
GUUCCGCUGUCUCUCGCGGAGUGUAAUAAAUACAUUAAACACAUUAGCGACAUUGUAGGAAAGAGGGAUUCGAUCGUUGCUUAUGUUAAAAUGAUAGCGAUACGCAGUAAUUACAGAUGAAAUCGGAGGAAUCUGUUUUACUUGCUGAGCGGUUUAUUAGUCGAGCAAGCAAGGGCUUUAAUUCUGGUGGAGGUCCUUAUUUUUUGCAGGCGGACGAAAGGGCCCCUAUAUAUUUAGCGUGAAAAUGGAUUUAGUUCUCUCUCCUUUAAUCAUCUUGUAUUACGUGAUCCAAAUAAAUGUCUGCAGCACAAUAAUAUUAUGCCAUAGCAUGUAAUGAAUAGGCUACGUUUUUAAAGGAUCUUUUUUGCUGGUGGUUUACAAAGCACAAAAGAGGUCUUGCUAGACAUGAGGGCCGCACGAGGGGAGCUGGGGUGGCUUACAUCCCCUUAUAACGACGGGUGGGAGAUCACCCAGCGGGUGGUGAACGGCUCCCAGCUCUACACCUACUCGGUGUGCAAGGUGGAGGGGGGCGAGCAGGACAACUGGCUGCGCACCACCUUCAUCCAGCGGCCGGCGGCGGCCGCCCGCGUCUCCGUGGAGAUGGGCUUCGUGGUGCGCGACUGCGGCUCCUUCGACGGCGCCUCGCUCACCUGCAAGGAGACCUUCAACCUGCACUACGCCGAGGCCGACGCCGACGUGGGCACCAGCUUCCACAAGACGCAGUUCCGCAAGGUGGCCACCAUCGCGCCCGACGAGGUGACGGCCGACGCAGAGCUGCGGGUCAACGCCGAGACGCGGACAGUGGGCCCGCUGGCGCAGAAGGGCUUCUACCUGGCCUUCCAGGACAUCGGCGCCUGCGUGGCGCUCCUCUCCGUGCGCGUGUACUACAAGGUGUGCCCCGCCACCGUGCAGAGCCUGGCCGCCUUCCCCGAGACCGCGGCCGGGGGCGGGGCCGGGGUGGGCGGAGUGGGCGGCGGCGGCGGCGGCGGCGGCGCGGGCGGCGUGGAGAGCCAGGCCCUGCGCGAGGUCGCCGGGGCGUGCGUGGAGAACGCCGUCAGCCAGGACAGGCCGCGCAUCUACUGCACCGUGGACGGCGAGUGGGUGGUGCCCGUGGGCCAGUGCCAGUGCAAACCCGGGUUCGAGGCGGUCGGCGAUGCUUGCCAAGAAUGCCAGCCCGGAUUCUUCAAGGAGUCCGUGUCCACCGAGCCGUGCCAGCCUUGCCCGGAGAACACGGAGCAGUCUGCGCCCGGGGCCCUGUCCUGCCAGUGCAAAACGGGCUUCUAUCGCGCCCCUGAGGACCCCCAAACUGCAGCGUGCUCAGCUCCGCCCUCGGCCCCGCUCAACCUCGUCGCCAUAACGACCCAGGCGUCUGCCGGACGGCUGCAGCUGUCGUGGAGCCCGCCCUCGGACGCGGGCGGGCGCGGCGACAUCACGUACAGCGUGGCGUGCGAGCGCUGCGAGUGGGCGGUCUGCCUGCCCUGCGGGGACAAGGUGCGCUUCGAACCCGGGCCGUCCGGCCUGCUGCACCCCAAGGUGGGGGUGAGCGAGCUGGAGCCGCUCCUCAACUACACCUUCACCGUGGAGGCGCACAACGGGGUGUCUCAGUUCAGCGCCCGGAGGUCCGCCGCCAGCGUCACCACAGCCUUACACUACACAGAUCCCCCCAAGGUGACGUCCAUGCAUGUGGACAAGCGGGGAUCCACCAGCCUGGCGCUGUCCUGGACCGUAUCCCAGAGGGCUUUGCCACGAAACACACGCUACGAGCUCAUGUAUCGCAAGAAGGAGAAGGACAGCGAGAAGGAAAUCACCACGUACACGGUGCUGGUCCUGGACAAGAACUCGGUCCAGAUCAUGGACCUGGUGCCGGCUACCGCCUACCUGUUCCGGGUUCAGGCCCUGAACCCCGGGGGAGGGGGGGGCACGUACAGCGAGGAGUUCAGGUUCGAGACUCUGGAAGUGGAGGACACGCCUCAGGGGAACACAGCGGUGAUCGUGGGCGCGGCGGCAGGGGGAGGAGCCAUGCUGUUCCUGGUUGUGGUGGUCCUGCUGAUACGCAAACGGAGGAGGAAUCCCACAGCCAGGCAAGGCCCUGAGGACACGUACUUCUCCAGCUCGGAGCAACUGAAGCCCCUGAAGACUUACGUGGACCCCCACACGUAUGAGGACCCCAACAUGGCCGUCCUCAAAUUUGCCAGUGAGAUUCACCCCAGCCACAUCGCCAAGCAGAAGGUUAUCGGAGCAGGCGAGUUCGGGGAGGUGUUCCGAGGGGUGCUGAAGGCGCCUGGGCGCAAGGAGGUGGCGGUGGCCAUCAAGACGCUGAAGCCGGGCUACACGGAGAAGCAGCGGCAGGACUUCCUGAGCGAGGCGAGCAUCAUGGGACAGUUCUGCCACCAGAACAUCAUCCGCCUGGAGGGCGUCGUCACCAAAUAUAAGCACGCCAUGAUUGUGACGGAGUACAUGGAGAAUGGGGCUUUGGAUAAGUACCUGAGGGAUCACGACGGGGAGAUGACCUCGUACCAGCUGGUGGGCAUGCUGAGGGGCAUCGCCGGCGGCAUGAAGUACCUGUCGGACAUGAGCUACGUGCACCGCGACCUGGCCGCGCGCAACAUCCUGGUCAACAGCAGCCUGGCGUGCAAGGUGUCCGACUUCGGGCUGUCCCGCGUGCUGGAGGACGACCAGGAGGGGACGUACACCACCAGCGGAGGGAAGAUCCCCAUUCGCUGGACCGCUCCGGAGGCCAUCGCGUACAGGAAGUUCACCUCGGCCAGCGACGUGUGGAGCUUCGGCAUCGUCAUGUGGGAGGUCAUGGCGUUCGGGGAGAGGCCCUACUGGGACAUGAGCAACCACGAGGUGAUGAAGGCCAUCAACGAGGCCUUCCGGCUCCCGGCGCCCAUGGACUGCCCGUCGGCGCUGUACCAGCUGAUGCUGCGGUGCUGGCUGCAGGACCGGUCCAAGCGGCCCUGCUUCAACGACAUCGUCAACCUGCUGGACAAGUUCCUGAGGAGCCCGGACUCGCUCAAGACCAUCGCCGACUUCGACCCGCGUGUGUCCAUCCGCCUUCCCAGCACCAGUGGCUCGGACGGCUCCCCCUUCAGGUCGGUGUCGGAAUGGCUGGAGUCCAUCAAGAUGAGCCAGUACAGUGAAAACUUCGCGUGUGCCGGCAUUGUGACCAUGGACCAGGUGCUACAGAUGAAGAACGAGGACAUCCGGAACAUCGGCGUGCGGCUCCCUGGGCACCUUAAGAGAAUCGCGUACAGCAUCCUGGGCCUGAAAGACCAGACCAGCACGCUCAGCGUGUUCGCUGUGUGAACCCGGCCCCGAACUGACCAGAACCAGCGUUUGCUGUGUGAACCCAAACCGGGACUGACCAGAACCAGUGUUUGCUGUGUGAACCCAAACCCGGACUGACCAGAACCAGCGUUUGUUGUGUGAGCCCAAACCCGGACUGACCAGAACCAGGCUUUCGCCGCUCAGCUGGACCCAAUGACUGAUUAAGCUACGAGCUGGACAGGACAGGAGCUGAACAGAACUGUUCAGGACCGGAUCAGGCCAAGCUUGAAUGGAGAUGACCUGCCUGCCAGCCCCACAUAGACUCUGAAGUGACUGCACACUUGAAAAAAGACUUUAUGUACUUAUUAAGAGGAUAAAAUGUUUAAAAAAUCUAUAUAUAUGUGUAUGGAUGUAUGUAUGUGUGGGCAUAUAUGUAUUUAUAUAUAUAUACCCCCACACACACACACGCACACAUGUAUAUAUGUGUAUAUGUGUGUGUGUGUGUGCAUGUGUGUAAAUUCUGUAUAUUGAAUAUGUAUAUUUUUAUUAUGCCUUUUUGUAGCAGCAAAAAAUUUUCAUGCAUUUUUUUCUUUGGUUAUUGUGUAAUGUCCGGUGCAUGCUUCUUUUUUUGCAAAGAAUAAGGAACAAAAAAAACAACUAUAAAACUCUUUUGUUUAGAAGAGCUUCUUCCAGCUCGUCUGUGGGAGUGGACUCUGAGUGCAGUGAGUGGCUGAGGGCUAGGCUAACUCAAGGCCUCGCGGCGUGCGCGCCACGUAGCUUUCCCGUGCUCCACCUGCAGGAAAAAGGGACAGGAAGUUUGACAUUUCAGCGAGACAGUGAGGCAGGCUUCUGCUCCGGGGGGCGGGGGGGGGGGCUGCCACACUGACACUGUGGGGAAAGGUCAGCGGAUAAGUUGUGGGACAUUAUGAACACGGUGUAUGUCACGGUUGAGAGUACAGCAGAAUGCCCCCCCCCCCCACUGCCCUCACCCCCC